AUGUGUGGCGAGUUGUGUCUGGACCCGUCGGCGAACAUUAUCAAGCUGCCCAAUAUCAGCGCAUCGAUCCCCCAGCUAAAGAGCGCGAUCACCGAGUUGCAGGAUAAGGGAUACGACAUUCCCGACUACCCUGACGACCCUGCCAAUGACGAACAACGCGCAGUGCACGCGCAAUUUUCGAAGGUGAUUGGUAGCGCGGUCAACCCGGUAAUCCGGGAGGGAAACUCCGAUCGGCGGGCCUCCACUGCGGUGAAGGAGCACGGCAAACGCAAUCCCCAUCGGAUGAUGCAGGAUUGGCCGGAAGUGUCCAAAACUCGCGUCGGCCACAUGACCAGUGGCGAUUUUUACGGCAGUGAGCAGGCUGUCACUAUCGCGGAGGCCGGGUCUGCCGCUAUUGAAUUUGUGUCUCGCGACGGGCGCGUCACCGAACUCAAAUCCGGUAUCCCGCUGCAAUCCGGUGAAAUCAUCGACUGCGCCGCGAUGAGUGUCAGGGAACUGCGUGAGUUCUACGUCGAGGAAAUGGACAAGGCCAAAGCUGAGGACGUGUUGCUCUCCUUCCACGUGAAGACCACCAUGAUGCGCGUGUCGGAUCCGAUUAUCUUCGGCCACUGCGUGUCGGUUUACUACCAGGACGUGUUGGACAAGCACGCGCCCGAUCUGGCUGAACUCGCGGUGAACCCUGAUAACGGAAUCGCCGAGCUCUACACGAAGAUCCAGGCCCUGCCCGAUGCGAAGCGAGCUGAGAUCGAGGCGGACAUCCAGGCUGUCUAUGAAAUCCGCCCCAAAUUGUCGAUGGUGAACUCCAACCGGGGCAUCACCAAUCUGCACGUCCCGAGCGAUGUGAUUAUCGACGCCUCCAUGCCGGUUAUCGUCCGCGAUGGCGGGCGUACCUGGGGUCCCGACAACGAGCUGCAUGACACCAUCGCGAUAAUCCCCGACCGCUCUUAUGCGACCAUAUAUCAGGCGGUGAUUGAGGAUUGCCAGGAGCACGGAGCGUAUGAUCCAUCUGCCGUCGGCAGCGUCUCCAAUGUGGGGCUCAUGGCCCAGGCAGCCGAAGAGUACGGCUCCCACGACAAGACCUUCAAAGCUCCCGGAAACGGGACGAUCCGGGUCGUUGACGCAUCAGGGACGACCCUGAUGGAACAGAUGGUUGAGGAAGACGAUAUCUUCCGGAUGUGUCAAACGAAAGACGCCCCGAUCCAGGACUGGGUCAGGCUCGGGGUCGGUCGGGCCAGGAUCACCAACUCGGCAUCAGUCUUUUGGUUGGACCCGGAACGCGCUCACGACGCCGAGCUGAUUAAGAAGGUGGAUGAGUAUCUGCCCCUGCAUGACACCACCGGGUUGGACAUACGCACCAUGUCUCCCAUAGAUGCCAUGCGGUUCACCACGGCGCGCAGUCGUGCCGGCGAGGACACCAUUGCCGUGACCGGCAAUGUGUUGCGCGAUUAUUUGACCGACCUCUUUCCUAUCCUGGAGUUGGGCACCAGCGCCAAGAUGCUUUCGGUCGUCCCUCUGCUCGAGGGCGGCGGACUGUUCGAAACCGGCGCUGGCGGAUCGGCCCCCAGGCACGUCCAGCAGUUCUUGGAGGAAGGGCAUCUGCGGUGGGAUUCGCUGGGCGAAUUCUGCGCUCUCGUCGCAUCCUUCGAGCAUUAUGGUGAGGUGUUCAACAGCUCCGAAGCCAAACUUCUGGGGAAGACUCUGGAUCAGGCCAUCGGGGAGCAUUUGGAACACCAACGAGCUCCGUCGCGGCGGGUGAACGAACUGGACACCCGGGGCAGCCAUUUCUAUCUUGGCCUCUAUUGGGCGCAGGCGCUGGCCCAACAGACCGAGGACCCAGAGUUGCAAGCGCGCUUUACCGAGGUCGCCCGCCAGAUGACCGACAACGAAGACAAGAUAGUUCAGGAGCUGGUAGAAGCUCAGGGACAGGCGGUGGACAUCGGCGGUUAUUACCGCCCGAUCACCGCAAUGGCCGCCAAUGCCAUGCGCCCCAGCGCCACCUUGAACGCCAUCGUGGACGCAAUCUAA
This is a messenger RNA of Geodia barretti, 2025 nucleotides long. NCBI's taxonomy places the organism in Eukaryota, Metazoa, Porifera, Demospongiae, Tetractinellida, Geodiidae. The record is from the annotation of a GenBank genome assembly.